AUGAGACUGGAUUCUCGAACCCAGGAUCAUCUGCCGGCAGCACCCCAGUGGCGCCCUCCCUUCUCUCUCCCUCCCUCCGUAGCCUGCCUGCUGCAGGCUGAGCUGGUGAACUACGAGCGAGUCAAGGAGUACUGCCUCAAAGUCCUCAAGAAGGAAGGGGAGAACUUCAAGGCCCUUUACCGGUCUGGUGUGGCCUUCUACCACCUGGGCGACUAUGACAAAGCACUCUACUACCUGAAAGAAGCGAGGACCCGACAGCCAACAGACACCAACGUGAUUCGAUAUAUUCAGCUGACGGAGAUGAAGCUCAGCAGAUGCUCCCAGAGAGAGAAGGAAGCCAUGUAACUCAAACACCUCCUAGAGCUGAGCCUGACCCAGGACAUGCAGGCAUCCCCUGGUGGAGAGCCCCUCCCUGGCUUCCGUUCCUUUCUCCCCACUUCCUCCUCCUGUUGCCCCUCAACUCCUUGUCUCCUCCCAGUGUGAAAAGAAGGAGCCAUGCAAAUUUGGAAUCCAGUGGGUUGUCCUGACACUGGGGACAUUUUCUUUUCAGUAGGGCAACCACUGAGGGGGACCUUACUUCUAUGGAAACGGCUGGAGAGGACUCUCAUGGGCUGGGAAUGCCAUUGCAGUUUUGACUUUGGGCCAGAGCUUCUGACAGAGACAGAGCCUGGCAGGUGUACCAUCCCAAAGGCGUCAGGCACGGAGCCCACGGGCUGGACCCCUCCACGCCUUCCUGACAACUGGAGCAUCUCAAGGCAACUGGGCCGAAUCCAGGGAUGAGACAGACACCAGAAGUGUUGGUGAAGCCAACAGAGGGAAUUUGUACACUGGAUUUCUAACCACACCCCCUGCCGCCACCACUCCCCACCCCAGGAACCUCAGCCCCUGCCUCCCUCCCUCCCUUGUUGUCUUGGCCUAUGCUUUCUUCUCUCCCUCUCGGGGAUCGGAGGCUCUGCCAGGAUUCACAUGCCAUUGAAGCCCACUCUCAGUGCCCUCCGGUGACCACACAUACCAUUCUCCCGGACUCCCACCCAGCAGUCAGCUGUGACAGCAGAAGGGCGGGGCAAAGUGCGCUAAGGGCUGGCCCCAUAGGUGAGGGUUGGAGGGAGAUGACACCUAGGGGAAGGAGCAUUUGUAGACUGAGAGAUUGAACUGUGGACUCAUUAAGUGUAAAUAAAGAUAAAUUAACAGGCAGCAGCUCCUGUCAUUUCUGUUGGAAGCAGCCCACUCCCUCCCUUUUCCUCCUUCCCCACCCCCCUAAUUAGAGCUACUUACAGCCAGGCAGGACGGGACUUUCCCCGAAGCAAUGGGCCGUUUGUCCAGUGGUAUACAACGCUGGCUGCGCCUUUGUGCUAUUAGAGUAGGCUGGGAUUUUGGAGACUGCCCUGGGACUUGGCUGUGUGGGAAUUUGUAAGCCUCCUUUUGAUGAAAUUAUCUGGACUCAAUAUCUAGUGCAUAGAUUCUGUUCAACAAAGAUUUGUUGAAUGACUAAGUGAUGGCUGCAGAUUGGCUCUCCUGCCUUAAACUAAUUUUAUCCCAGCCUAGUCUCCCGAUACCUGCGCUCUUUAUGCGAUGCCAUGUUGCUUCAGUCCAAUAAGAAACAUUUACUGAGGGCUUGUUGUUUGCUUAUCAUUGUUCAAUAUGCUGUGGGACAGAGAAUGUAGUCCCGGUCUUCUAGCAGAUGGAAGAGUUGAGAAAUACUCAUAUGAGAUUAUUACCAAUGACACCUUUAAUUUAUAUGAUGCUUUAAAAUUUUCAAAGCACUUUCAUGUAUUUUUCGUGUGGUUAGUGAAAGAGACAAUAUUGUACAAAUUAAACUAUAUACAGAUGCAAUAAUGUUAAUAGUGACCAUUGAUUAAAUGCACUAUCCUCAGAUCUUUACAUGUAUAAUCUCAUUUCUUUCACACAAUUACGCUACUAUCCCCAUUGGAUGGAUAAGAAAACUGAAACACAGGAAACUCUCCCAAGGUUGCAUGGCCUUAAGUGGCAUAGCUAGGAUUUGAACCAAGUGUGUCCGACUCCAGAGCUCCAGCUAUUAACUACCCUGUAGUUAGUUGCUGCUCUACAAAGUGUUAUACUGAGUAGUUACAACCAUCAGGAGCAGGACAGUGUGUAUUAAGUUGACAAGCCUUGACUAUGUAAAUGGUGGUACAUGGGCUGCCUUUUGUAUUUAGCCCAAGGCAAAAAACUGGCCCCUAACGCUAGACUCCCUAGUGGCAGAAAAGACAGCUGAGACCAGCAGUUACUCAUUCUCCUUGCUGAUGGGCCAGCAUGUAUCCAAACUACCCACCUGGCAUUCCUCAUCCCGUCCCCCGAACUGGGGAAGAGUCACAAUUAUAGGUAGAGAUCGACAGGAAACACGAAGUUAAUGAUGGGUUAUUUAUUUAAUCAGAGGCUCCAACACUGCAGGAUCCAAUCACCUCUGAGGGGCCCAGAAGCCAGCAACACAGGUUAUAUUCACAUAGCUCCUCAAAGGCUUCCAACAGGGACUGUAAGAAUGUGCUAGAAAUAUCCAGGGGCGCCCAGGUGGUUGCCUAUAGCUCACCCUCUGGAAAAGGGAAAAAGGAAAAAGCUGUUACGGCUGCCACAUUCUCCCCCACCCCUGCCGUAUCCUUUCUGCCCUCUUCCUCCAAAAUGGCUUCACAUGACCCCAACUCAAAACCACCCUGCAGCCCACAUAGCAGAGGCAAACGUGCAAAACUCUCCUACUCCCAGGCCUCCAGCCCAGACAGUUUAUGAGUUGGCAAACUGCUUGUUAGGAUCUGAAGGAUGGCGAUGAGGUGAGAGGUAGCCUGCAGAGUCAGUUCAAACUGACAGGGUCUCCCUUUGGUCUUCGUGCCGUGAGGAAGGACUCAGAGUGACUGUUCCCAAUACAGAGCAGGAGAGGGGUCUUGCCUCACCGAGCGAGUUGAGGCAGGGCUGGACAGGUGAGGACAGUAAGAUUGUUGCCAUUCUUCCAAGAGAAAGGUUGAAAACCAGAACUAGGUGAGGACAACCUUAUGGGACCUUGUAGAACAAGUGACCAGGCGGUCUGCUUGCCUGGUGAUGUGUGUGUUGGAACUCUAUUCACUGUGACCCAAAGUUAAAUGAUCCCAAAGAAUAAAGCUGCCUAGGGGUUUGGUUGAUGUUUGGGGUGGUGGGACUGAAUUUUUCAUGCAUUUAUCCAGAGACUUCCGAGAGUUGGUAGCAAAAUCAGAACUGUUCACCUUCCCAAACCUUCGGCUCUCUUCCCCUCCUCUCUCCCUCAAACAGGGACUGUCAUUUAAUUACACGUUUGGUUUGUGGAUGUCACUGUGGAGCUAUACCUGGAACACCCAUCCUGAAUCUGAACUCGUUUGUCAUCUCCUGCUUGGACUUUGGUCUUAGACUCUUUGGGUGGGGUGGAAUUAGACUUUUCUUGUAAUUAUUUUGAAAGCCUCACAUGUAUAUUAUAGAAAUACUAGGGGGAAAAAAAAGACAAAUUCCAAUCCGUAGUCCUACUACUCAAGACAAAUAUUGUUACCCUUUGGGAUGUAUCUUUUGGUUCUUUUUGGUAUAAAUGUCCACAUGCACA
Messenger RNA from Vicugna pacos (alpaca), 3553 nucleotides. Lineage: Eukaryota; Metazoa; Chordata; Mammalia; Artiodactyla; Camelidae. The record is from RefSeq and is a predicted model, not a curated record.